AUGGAGCUUAUGAAAGACCCAGUCACCAUCUCCACCGGGGUUACAUACGAACGUAAGAACAUAGAGAAGUGGUUCUUCACCUACAAGAAGAAAACAUGCCCAGCUACAAUGCAAAGCAUUGAGAAUUUCGGUAUCAUCCCGAAUCACACCCUCAAGAGGCUCAUCGUUUCAUGGCAAAGUAAUGAGGAUUCGAAAUCUUCUUGCUCAUCACCAUCUUUAUCUCAAUCUCAACCAUGUCCUUCCGCUAAACAUGAUGAAAUACAAGCACUUCUCAGCACAAUCGUGUCGUCCCCAUUCAAGGUAAAUUCGAUAAAGAAACUCCGAUCCAUCAUCGAGAUAGAUGAUGAGAUGAAGGAUGAUUUUAUUCAAUCUAAUGGAGUCGAAGUUCUUGUCCAAAUCCUUGAUCAAACUAUCAUGGAGAGCUCAGAUUUCGUGACGUUUAGGGCUUGUGAGGAGGCUCUUUCUGUUCUUCACCAACUUCCUAUAACGGAAGAAGAGAAGACAUUUGAGUUGUUAUCGAAACAAGAAUCAACCAGAUCAAUGGCCAUCAUGCUUCAGCGGGGAAGCGCUGAGGCACGGCUACAUACCAUUACCAUAUUUCGAAAGAUGGCGAAAACCGAAUAUGAUUGGAGCUUUAUAGUACAAGAUCAAGGUAUAGAUUUCUUCAAAUCCUUGUUGGAGCUUGUUUCAGAUGAAAUAUGUAGCAAAGCAAGUUCAUGUGCCUUGGAAGUCUUGAUUGAAAUAUUAAGAGCAUCAAAGAAAAACAGGUUGAGGGCAAUUGAAGCAGGUGCAGUUUGUGUCCUCAUAGAGUUGCUGCAAGACUCCAACAGAUCCAAAUGUGAAAAAAUGUUGCAUUUGAUAAAAUUACUAUGUGAGUGUGCUGAGGGAAGGCAGGCCUUGGUGGAGCAUGGCAUAGGCAUUGUUGCCAUUACCAAAAAGAUGCUGCAUGUUUCCAAUGCUGCCACCAAGAUUGGGGUGAAGAUCAUAUGGUUGGUCUGUAAUUUUCAUCCAACUGAGAGGGUACUGGAGGAAAUGUUGAUGUAUGGAUCAGUGAAGAAGCUUCUGGCAUUGUUGCACGUGGAUGGCCGAUCUUCUACUAAAGAUAAGGUGGUGAAGAUCUUCAAGAUGCAUGGUAAUUCAUGGAAACGAUACCCAUGUUUCCCUUAUGAUUUGAAGGAUUAUUUGGGAUUUGUGAAUGAUUCUAGCUAA
Prunus avium (sweet cherry) is the source of this 1209-nucleotide messenger RNA. RefSeq names its product E3 ubiquitin-protein ligase PUB23-like. The record is from RefSeq and is a predicted model, not a curated record. NCBI's taxonomy places the organism in Eukaryota, Viridiplantae, Streptophyta, Magnoliopsida, Rosales, Rosaceae. Gene Ontology annotation, biological process: protein ubiquitination. Gene Ontology annotation, molecular function: ubiquitin protein ligase activity.